CCCCGGGCCAAACCAUUGGCUUUCAUCCCCUAUAAGAACACACCCAUCCCUUUGCUACCCUUGCCAUGCAAAUCCCAAAAAAAGAGCUAAAACCAUUUCUCAUUUGAUCCGUUAGAGGCAACCACGGAGAGCAAAGAGGAUAAAUAAGAUAGUGAAAAAGAAAAAUAAAUAUCCCAUAUGUUAUAAAUAUAAGAAGAGGCAGCAGAUAUUGAAGAUGAAAAAUGGUGCAAUGAGAGGGUCAAAGAGAAGGUAUGAGCAGAAGGGCAAUGGAGGGUUUUUAAAGGAAAAAAGAGGUAGGUUUUACAUUAUACGAAGAUGUAUUGCCAUGCUUCUAUGCUGGCGUGACUGAAACUAUACAUAUAUACAUACAUAUAUGUAUGUAUGUAUCUAUGCAUGUAUAUAUAUAGGUAUGCAUGUAUGUAUGUAUAUGUGCUGAUAGGGAGUUAGCUACUAGUUUAAUUUAUAUUUUCGUUUAUAUUGUAUGUACUAUAUCAUCAAAUGUUUAUAUAAGGAUCAUCUUUUUUCUUGGCCUUCA
This is a messenger RNA of Gossypium arboreum, 535 nucleotides long. Its product is annotated as small polypeptide DEVIL 4. The transcript has a single exon. Gene Ontology annotation, biological process: negative regulation of cell population proliferation. The record is from RefSeq and is a predicted model, not a curated record. Bases 215 to 349 code for a protein of 44 amino acids. NCBI's taxonomy places the organism in Eukaryota, Viridiplantae, Streptophyta, Magnoliopsida, Malvales, Malvaceae.